This is a messenger RNA of Bradysia coprophila, 2084 nucleotides long. RefSeq names its product oxygen-dependent choline dehydrogenase 1-like. Gene Ontology annotation, molecular function: oxidoreductase activity, acting on CH-OH group of donors; flavin adenine dinucleotide binding. The record is from RefSeq and is a predicted model, not a curated record. Lineage: Eukaryota; Metazoa; Arthropoda; Insecta; Diptera; Sciaridae.
UUUCACUUAGUAACUUAGUCGGUUGAGCAACACUUUCGAUACCAGUCGUCAAAUCGCUGAGCUAUACAUUACCCAAACAUUCAACAGCGACUUAGAAAAUGAAUUUGGCGGAAUUUUUCCUGGGAUCCAUUCCCGUACUACUCCAAUUUUAUGUGGACAUGUACCGGGAAACGGAUUUAAAAAGUACGAUGGUCGAAUUGGACAGUGAAAUGAACGUUCCGUUCGUCAAGAAAUACGAUUUCAUUAUCGUUGGAGGUGGAUCUGCUGGAUGUGUCUUAGCCGGAAGAUUGUCGGAGCAUUACAGUGUACUAUUGUUGGAAGCAGGAGGCUCUCCUCCUCCCGCAACCUACGUUCCAUACUUUACGGGUGAUGUCGGACGCGAUCCUUCGAUCAACUACUUUUUUAACUCGGUUCCACAAGCCAAUGCUGCGUUGUGUUGCAGUGGGGUCACAACCACUCACACUGGUCGCAUGUUAGGUGGUUCAGGAAGCCAUAACGACAUGGUGCAUUCGAGAGGAAGUCCCCGGGACUUUGACAAUUGGGCAACGUUACUGAACGAUGACAGUUUCAACUACACAAAUGUGCUCAAGUACUUCAAGAGAAUGGAAACUUUUGUUGGCCGGAAGUAUGGCAGUGAUAGUGACGAUUAUUACGGUAACGAUGGUCCAAUUGAAGUAUAUACCAAUGAGCUUCCUGUCCUUGAGCUGUGGCUAGAAGCAGCUAGAGAACUGGAAUACGAUAUCGGAGAUCCAAACGGUUUUCAGAGGGAAGGAUUUACCCCGAUGAACAUUGCUAGCAAAAAUGGUCAACGAUCCAGCUCAUACAUAGAGUAUGUGAAACCACACGAACAAACAAGAAGUACACUGACUGUGCUGCGUUAUUCGACUGUUUCCGAGAUUCUACUCGACGAAGACAAAAAAGCUUACGGAGUUGCCUACUCCAGACAUGGAUUCCCACAGAUUGCCCAUGCUGAAAAGGAAAUUAUCCUCAGUGCGGGAGUGUUUUCUUCACCUCUCCUGUUGAUGAAAUCUGGCAUCGGUCCCGAAGACGUUUUGAAUGCUGCAGAAAUUCCAGUCAAAGUGCCAUUCGAAGCAGUGGGAAAAAAUCUUGGCGAGCAUCCGUCAUUCAUUAUGACCGGAUUUACAGUCAACGAUACGUCUCUGUUUCCUGACAUUCGAAGCGAAGAUGUGGAGAAAAUCUUAGCAGAAUACGAAAAGGGUGAUGGAGUCCUGUCCUAUGUGUCGGAAGGUCCACAAGCCUUCAUUCGGUCCUCGGUCGCAGAGCCGGAAUGGCCAGAUCUAUGGAUUGAGAUGCAUCCACUUGUUAGCAUUAAUGGCGCCGAACAGCGAAUCAAUUUCUACAACGUAGUUGGACGGCCGAGAAGCCGAGGUACAUUUUCCAUGGAUGCUGCAAAGUAUAGGGCCGGAAUUAGGAACGACGUUGAGUUGGCGCUAAUCGAUUACCAAUUUUUAACGCAUCCUGACGACGUUACUGCUCUGAUGGAUGGCGUAAGAUUUAUUUUCAGAAUCGUUGAGACUGAGGCCUUCAGACGUAUAAAUUUGACUUACUCUGCACCGGUCGACCCGGCAUGCAGCUCAUUCACAUUUAUGUCGGACGAAUAUUGGAACUGUAAAAUGCGACAAGACACUCAGGCUUGGAUUCAUAUGGUAGGGACAUGUAGUUUGGGACCGGAUUCGGACAACUCGAACUCAACGGUCGUCGAUACAAAAUUCAGAGUUCGUGGUGUGUCCAAUUUGAGAAUUGUCGACGCUUCGGUUAUUCCUGAAGUGACAAAUGCCAAUCUAAACGCACCGGUCAUGAUGUUGGCCGAAAAAGCAGCAGAAGAAAUUAUUAAUUUGUAUGGCGCCCAAUCUAGUACGACUCCCACGCCAAGUGAAACAACAACACCAACACCAGCUACUUCUACACCUAGCCCAGUCACAGAUGCGGAUGAUAAUAAUGGAUCACCGAGUGUGAGGAACACAGUCACGCUAACACUGAUUUCUGGUGUUUUAUUUUCUGUAUUUUACUGUUAAAUCGAAAUAAAAAUGAGGCGCACGUUUAGGCGUCACGAAGAAUAUAAA